AUGCAGUUCCUCAAUCUUUGCCUCAUUUUCUCCACCAUCGCCUUGGCUGCCGGAUCUCCGACCUUAGAGUAUGGAGCCCCACCCAGUUCGGAUACGAUCAGUCAGUAUCACACCCAGGAUGAGCAUGGUCAGUAUGCCUAUGGCUACAUGGCUCCGCUGUACUCCAAGCACGAAACCCGCACCCUGGACGGCGUCAUCCGGGGCACCUUCUCCCAUGUGGAUGCCAAUGGCGAGACCCAGACCGUGGACUAUGUGGCCGAUGCCGAGGGUUUCCAUGUGACCUCCAGUCUGCCCAACCAGCAGGCCAACCAGGAAACCCCGGAGGUGGCUGCCCUGCGUGCCCAGCAUCUGGAAGCCCAUAACCAGGCCAAGUUGAGGUUGGCCGGCGACUCCUCCGUUGGUCCCCAGCCUGUUCAGGAUACUCCCGAGGUGGCUGCCGCUAAAGUAGCAUUCUUCAAGCGUUUCGAAGCCGAGAAGCUGCGCAAUCAAUUGCUCGCCGAGAAGAAGGUCCUGGUGAUAGCACCUCCAUCUCCCAUCGCCGUUCGUUCCCAGCCCGUUUAUGUCUAUCAGCCCACCACAGGAUUCGUCUACAACUAUCACAGCAAUGCCAAGGCGCAAGUUCCCUCCAGGAACUACCUGCCAGUGGCCUAA
This is a messenger RNA of Drosophila subpulchrella, 651 nucleotides long. It is a transcript of the gene Cpr72Eb, whose product is annotated as cuticle protein 6. The record is from RefSeq and is a predicted model, not a curated record. Lineage: Eukaryota; Metazoa; Arthropoda; Insecta; Diptera; Drosophilidae. Gene Ontology annotation, molecular function: structural constituent of chitin-based larval cuticle. The transcript has a single exon. The coding region runs from base 1 to 651 and encodes 216 amino acids. Gene Ontology annotation, cellular component: chitin-based extracellular matrix.